CGGCGGCGGCCCCCAAGAGCCGAGCGCGGCCGGACUCCAUCUCCCAGGGGGCAGCGCGGCGGGGCUGCGGCUCCCUGCCGGUCCUGGACUCUUGGGCCCUUGGAGCCCUAAUGGGCGCCGGAAGCGGGGCGGUUCCUCCCAGGCCCGGUCGCGGCGCCCCUUGCCGGCACCAUGGACGCCCUGCCCGUCACCUCCGGGGAGCUGCUGGGCCUGGCCUCCAGCCUGGCCUUCUCCGGCCUCUUCUAUUACCUGUACAGGAAGAAGGCCAAGGCGCUGGCUCGGAUCCAGGAGGCCCCGAAGCUUCAGGUAGACGAUGGUCUGCCUGACCUGCUGUCUGCCACCAGUGGCCAGUGCCUGCAUUAUGUUGCCUUAGAAGGGAUUGUCCUGCCAGCAAAAGCAGCCCUAUCCAGCCAGCACCACGAGGAGCUGCAGGGAGUGAUCCAGAAACUAGUUCUGAAGGAGCAUCGACUGAUCUGGAACAGCCUAGCCCGGAGUUGGAAUGAAAGUGAGCGGGUGGUUUCGGAGCAGGUGUACACGGUGCCCUUUGCCUUGGCAUCCCCCAGUGCUGAGGCAGUGACACGGGUGAGUGUAGAGAGCCCUCUACGGGCUGUCCGGCUGCCCCUGGAGACCGUGUAUGAGCGCUUCCAGCACCCAACCCACGGCUUCAAAGACCUGAUCAGUCACUACCUGAGCGGGGAGAAGCCCAAGGGCCUCCUGGAGACAGAGGAGAUGCUGCGAGUGGGGGCAAGCCUGACUGGCAUCGGGGAGCUGGCCAUGCACCCAGAUGGGACCCUCCAUCUGCAGCCCCCAGCUGAUGGGUCCAGCUACUUUCUGCACCUGGGGGACUGGCAGACGCUGCUGGCGGAGAUGGAGUCAGUGAGCAGCUUCUGGAAGGGGGCAGCAGUGCUGUGUGGCUUGACAGGCGUGGCGGUGAUCCUGUAUGCCCUCUGCCAGGCCUAUCAGCAGCGCCGGCACAAGCAGGAGCAGGAGGAGCAGCGGCGGGAGUUCGAGGCCCUGUGGGGCAACGGGGACAUUGCAACUGAGUCUGGGGAGGAUGCAUCGGAGGACGCCUGCAUCAUCUGCCUUACACGGCCCCGCGAGUGCGUCCUGCUAUGCUGCGGCCAUGUCUGUUGCUGCUUCCGCUGCUACGAGGCUCUGCCUAGCCACACCUGCCCCAUCUGCAGGAGCCCCAUAGACAGGGUAGUGCCUCUCUACCAGGCCUGAGGGGGAGAAGGGGCUUCAAAUGGUACCAGAGCAAGAGCAGUGGAGUCCCUGGCACUAGGCAGCACCACUGUGCCCAUAAAACCCCAGCAACUUGGGGGGGCAGUGUGAGAACCACAAGGGGUUAACCCCAGCAGCUGAGGGAGCAGUGUGCAAGCAACAAGUGUGUGGUGACUUGGGAUGUGAGCUCACAACCCUAGGGUGGGGGGAAUGCUGCAAGCACCGCCUCCUAGGCUGGGUUUGGGGGUGUGCUCAUGAGCCCCCUCUUCAGUGCUGGUCACAUGGUGAUUGGAGUACGUGGCCUGAAUUAGCAUCACUCAGCACGAAGCUCUUGCUGAGUUUCCCCCCACAAGCCUCAUAGCGUGUCUGUUCCCAGCAGUCCCAGCUCUGCUAGGAGAGUCUGGCGGGAAUUAAUUUCCUCCAAGUCUCUUCCUGGGCCCGGCCUUCUCAGCGCUGACCCCAGGGAGAGGCCGACUGGAGCCCAGCAGGCCUGCGGUGCAAUGCUCCCUCAGUGGCUGGGGAUGCAGUUUGGACACAGUGGUUUUGCUCCUGUGAAGGGGCCAGAUUUUACACUAGAGUUUAUUUUUCUAGCACGUCUUUGUCACUGCUGUCCAGCUAACGUGCUGGGGAGAGGCUGGCAGAAGCUGUGGGAGGAGACAGGAGGUUCAGGGUAGUUUGGGGCUGAGAGGGCCCGGGUGAGGGGGCAGCAUGCAUUGCACAACCAAACAGCCAGGGUUGGUGCCUCCUGUGCCCGAUUUCCUCUGACUAGGCCCAUGCAGCACGUUACACAGGCAGCAGCAGUUUGUGGUGUUUGUGUGGGGCGGGGGGAUGUUUGUCUUCCCCUCAUGGUUUCCUGCGUGAGGGUAUCGAAUUGAAGAGGCUUCCCCUGUGAGUGAGGCCGGCAGCCGGGGCCCUGUGCCUCCCUCACCAUCCAACUCCUGAACCCCCUUUACACCCACAAGUGGGAGUUUGCGGCAGUGCCACAGCUGAAGCAUGGGAGGGUGGAUUGCAGCAGCCCCGGCUCCCAACCACCCCCAGCUGUUGGAUCCCAGGAGGAGGACAGCCCUCUGCUCCCCUGCUUAAGCUGGAGGACUUAGAGGAGCCACAGUGGAGGCCCUCCCCAAGGAUUGGGGUGGCUUAUGUUUGGCCCCCCAAUUAAAGCGCAGGUGGAAGUCUGCCUGCAAACCCUGGGCUGCCUGACUGGAGCGCUGCCUUCCUGCCCAGCUCCCAGGACGUGCCAUAGCUGCAAGGGGGACUCACUGAAUCAAUGUUGGUCAUUAUUUAUAAAGAGACGGCUCAGAGGC
Messenger RNA from Mauremys mutica (yellowpond turtle), 2525 nucleotides. Its product is annotated as mitochondrial ubiquitin ligase activator of nfkb 1-A-like. Gene Ontology annotation, biological process: protein ubiquitination; organelle organization. The record is from RefSeq and is a predicted model, not a curated record. The coding region runs from base 172 to 1224 and encodes 350 amino acids. NCBI's taxonomy places the organism in Eukaryota, Metazoa, Chordata, Testudines, Geoemydidae. The transcript has 5 exons. Gene Ontology annotation, molecular function: ubiquitin-protein transferase activity.